This is a messenger RNA of Patiria miniata (bat star), 3514 nucleotides long. Its product is annotated as exostosin-1a-like. Lineage: Eukaryota; Metazoa; Echinodermata; Asteroidea; Valvatida; Asterinidae. The record is from RefSeq and is a predicted model, not a curated record. Gene Ontology annotation, molecular function: glycosyltransferase activity. Gene Ontology annotation, cellular component: membrane.
CCAUCCUAUGCGAGCUGCAACGCACGCCGAGCAUAUCGAGUUUGUUAUCGCGGUAUUUGUACAUGGUGGUAUACGCAUGUCGUUCCUGCCGGCGUCAUGCAAGCCAGAACAAGAUACAGUGUUGUGUUAGUCAGUUCUGUCGUAUUGUUUCUAGUUUAUCGACAGUGGCUUCAGGGAAGUGUGCCCGGCCAUGGCCAAAACCUCAAUGAGAAUAUAAAAUUACAGUAUGAUCACUUACACACCUAUGUCACAUGGACUGAAAGAGACAGUUCCGAAUAUGAAUACGACCUCCAUGCUUCUCCAAAGCAGAGACGUCAAUCUAGGACAAAUCUGUACAAGAAUCGCAAAUGCCGCAUGGACACAUGCUUUGACCAAGCAAAAUGUAGCGAUACUUUCAAGGUGUACGUUUAUCCAGUCAGGAAAAUAAGUGAGAGCUAUUCAAAGAUCCUGACAUCUAUUCGGAAUUCUAGGUAUUUUACAUCAAACCCAGAUGAAGCUUGUGUUUUUGUACCAUCCAUAGACACGCUUGAUAGAGAUAUACUUAGCCAUGAAUAUGUGACUGAUGCUCAGUCGAAAUUGACUAAGCUACCGUACUGGAAUGGAGGCAGGAAUCAUCUGAUUUUCAAUCUGUAUUCAGGCACUUGGCCCGAGUAUUCAGAGGAUCUUGGUUUUGAUAUAGAGCAGGCAAUUUUAGCCAAAGCAAGUUUCACCAAGCAAAGCUUUCGUCGGAUUGACAUUUCUUUGCCAUUGUUUGGAAAAUCUCAUCCACAGAAAGGAGGACCCCGCGGUGAUCUCCAAACAAAUAACUUUCCAGUGAUAAGGAAGUUCUUACUGGCAUUUAAAGGGAAACGAUAUCUUAGCGGCAUAGGGUCUGACACAAGAAAUGCCCUAUACCAUCUUCACAAUGGCUACGACAUAAUUUUGUUAACAACAUGCAGACAUGGAAAAGACUGGCAGAAAAUUAAAGAUGUGAGAUGUGAUCGUGAUAAUGCCGAGUAUGAAAAGCAUGACUAUCAGAUUUUGCUGCACAAUUCUACUUUCUGUCUUGUGCCAAGAGGACGUCGCCUCGGGUCUUUUCGGUUCUUGGAAUCUUUACAGGCAGCUUGUAUUCCUGUCAUACUUAGCAAUGGAUGGGAGCUUCCAUUCUCUGAGGUCAUUGACUGGAAAAAGACAUCUAUAGAAGGAGAUGAGAGAUUAUUGUUACAGAUUCCCUCCAUACUGAGAUCAGUUAGUGAUGAGCAGAUCUUAUCUCUACGGCAGCAGACACAGUUCCUAUGGGAUGCUUACUUCUCUUCAGUUGAAAAGAUAGUAACGACAACACUUCAGAUAAUUCAAGAUAGAUUACAGAACCCAAGAUCAGCCUUCAUGUGGAAUCACCCUCCUGGUGCCCUCGCAGUAUUCACUGACUUUGCAGGAUCUCAUAGUGCAUUUCCAUUUUAUACAUCUGUACUUGGAGAAGAAGCCUGUGAGAAGUUUACAGCAGUUAUUUCUGUUUCUUCGCCGAUUCUGUCACAAUCAGCACCCGUUAUGAAGUUGAUUAAAAGUGUCUCCAAAUCUGCAUAUGCAGCACAAAUUGUUAUUUUGUGGAACGUUGAUCGACCUCUCCCCUCCAAAACAAAGUGGCCUUCCAUCAGCAUACCUCUUACGGUGGUUGAAGGAGAUAGAAAGACACCCAACAGAAGAUUUAUACCUUUGUCAGUUGUUCAAACGGAUGCAAUUCUUAGUCUUGACUGUGACACCAUCCUUUCUACAAAUGAGGUGGAGUUUGCUUUUGCUGUUUGGCGCGAUUUUCCAGAACGUAUAGUUGGUUAUCCAGCUAGAUCCCAUUUCUGGGAUGAGACAAAAUCAGCAUGGGGCUACACGUCACGCUGGAUUAAUGAGUAUUCAAUCGUACUCACCAAUACGGCUUUUUACCACAGGUAUUACAAUCAUUUGUACACAAGGUAUGCUCCAUCAUUACUGCCUGAUGAUAGCCCUGGAAGUAGCUGUGGACACAUUCUCAUGAAUUUUGUCGUGGCGCACGUGACGCACUCUCCUCCCAUCAAAGUAACACAGAAGAAACAUUACCGGGAUGUAAUGUCCAAUAAAGGGGAGGACUUGGUUCAACAGUUCAACCACAAUAUGCACUGUAUAAAUGUGUUUGUCAAAGAAUUUGGAUAUAUGCCUCUGAUUCGGUCUCAAAUGCGCCUUGACCCAGUUCUCUACAAGGACCCUGUUUCUAAUCUUAGGAAAAGAUAUCGACAGAUUGAAACUGUCGAGUCAAAACCUUGGUAAUAUCACACCAUUUUCUUAAAGCUCGUAUUAUAUUUUUUGUUUUGUUAGUAAAUUCUUAACGGUGUUUGUGUAGGAUUAUCAUUAAUGUCAAACGGUAUUUUUGUGUUAUUUCAUAUGCAUGUACUUGAAGAUAAUCCCUCUAUUGAUGAAGGAAGUGAGUCUGAAUCGAAUAGGUCAACUGACCUACGACAGUCAGGAUUGUAAUGAAAUUCCUAGAUAAGCGAACCAAUUAUUUAAAUUGUUGAAACAGACCAUGAAUAUUUCCCAUUGCUUUCUAAUUUGCUCCUAAAAAAACGAUAGGUUGAGAAAGGUCUGUUUGGUGAUUUUUGUCUGGUCAAAGUUGGCAUUCAAACUGAACAAUCUUGAGAAUUUAAAUUCUCAAACAUGUAAUCAGGGUUGUUGAGUGAGUGAUCUUAGUGUCGGUUCCAAUGUUUUGGGGCUUCGAUGAAACUCUUCAAUUUACACUAUUCCGAUGUUUGGGAAUAGCUGCAAAUUUUUCCUACUUUCAAGCUGCAAAUUGUCAUACUGGUUCCAAAUUUAAUGUUUCCACUGGUCUGGGAGAAUCUGUCGUCACAAAACAAAAACUACCAAAUUAUUAUGAAAUACUUUACUGGACUGUUAGUGAAUGCAGUCUAAAAGCAUUCCAUGAAUCAUGGCAACUGGUGCUGUCAUUUUCAAGAAAAGUGAUGUUUAUAUUUAUUUCCUGACUUUUUUCAACUACUGCCCCCCAAUUUACGAAAUUUAUUCAGUCCACAUUUAAGUUUGCAAUUGAAUCAAAUGUCCUUUAACGGGUGCAAGCUAACUAGACUGAUUCCCUGACCUUACAAUUCCACAACGUCUAAAAAUUGCUCCGUGUCAUUUAAAGUGGGGUAAAGUGAGCCAGACUUAACGUGAUUGUUUUUCUUGCUUUUUUCCAGCAUCUGCGCACACAAAACUCAAAAAAGUCUGAAACAAUAUUUGCUAUUAAGAUACUUAACCCCAAAACCAUCCAUUUCUGAAACUUACGGCAAAACCAAAUGUAUAUUCCCUUUAAUAUCAUAGGCCAAAUAACAGUACUGCUAAUGGUUCAUGCAGGAUUGUAUGUAUAAAUAUAUUAUUUUUGCACAAGUUUAAUCCGAACAUAAGCCAUAUCUUUGUGCAGUGUUUGAUUUUCACUCUUCUCUGCAUUAUUGUUUGUGCAAAAGUGUUAAUUUGGUACCAAUAAACCAUGUAUUAAAAAGUGAUUUUUUUAGAAUAUUGA